Molecule: messenger RNA, 573 nt
Organism: Didymodactylos carnosus
Lineage: Eukaryota; Metazoa; Rotifera; Eurotatoria; Philodinida; Philodinidae
Source: the annotation of a GenBank genome assembly
AUGUAUAUCGUCAUCGGUUUAACAUAUGCCGUAUCAAGUUUACAUAUAUUCUUGGCACUAAUGAGUUUGGUCGUUGGAAUUAUUUCAGCAAGUAAAGCGUUAGUGUGGAUGGCACACAGUGUUUCACCAAUUUGGAGUGGCGUAUUUUUCGCAAUUUGCGGUAGUAUUGGAGUUAUAAGUGGUAAACAAAAAGGUCUAUACUUAGUAAGUCAAAUAUUAUGUUUUUGUGCAAUUAGCAUUGUGGCACUUAUUGUAGCAAGUGUUAACAUUCAACUACUGCGCCUCGGCCUUAUUAAUGUUACAACAGACGGUCACACGUAUCAAAAAGAGGAAAAAGAUGUAAUUGUUUUAAUAGCGUUAACCCUUAGUUGUGUUGAAUGUCUUGUAUGUCUAUUGAGUAUAUUAAUCGGUGUUAAACUUGCCUUCGAUGCAAAAAAUCAAAAAUUUCGUAAAAAAGAAGGAGCAUUUUUUGUGCAAAUAUUAAGUGAAAAAGAUAUUGUUGUUGUAUCCAAAGCACCCAGUUCAAGACAUUCAAUUGCUUGGAACGGAUCUGCUCGUUCUAGUUCAUCUUAG